Molecule: messenger RNA, 607 nt
Organism: Vitis vinifera (wine grape)
Lineage: Eukaryota; Viridiplantae; Streptophyta; Magnoliopsida; Vitales; Vitaceae
Product: thionin-like protein 2
Exons: 2
Coding region: 39-479 (146 amino acids)
Source: RefSeq, a predicted model, not a curated record
CAUAAAGGGGAUAGAGAGAAAUAUUGUAAAAGAAGAAAAUGGAGGGACCAAGGGUUAGGGUUGCUCUCAUUGUUUGUUUGAUGUUGGGGAUGCUUGUGACUGAGUCCGCAGCAGCAUUUUCCCCUCUUUGCUAUGCCAAAUGCUUCUUUAUGUGUCUUAUAAGAAGAAGGAAUCCUAUCUUAUGCGGUACACUAUGUGUAGUCAAGUGUCUUGUAUCUGGUGGUGAUAAGGACAAAGAGUGCUAUGAACGAGUCGUUGACAAAUGCCUCUCAGAGGGAAGAAGUAAAGAGGAUUGUGCUAAUGAGGCUGAGCAGCAAUGCAAACGCGCAAAUAUGCUGGCUGAAUCGGAUCCUAGUUACCUCUGCCAGUAUGGUUGCGCUACGAAUAUCUGCGCUAAAAUAAGCACUGCAUAUAACCCUGCUGCGCUCAAAGUAUCUAAAUGCGUGGACAAUUGCGGGACGAUGUGCGCCAAGAUCUGAAUGUGUGGAAAAUUGCUCGACGAUGUGCGACAAGAAUAAUUGGUCUCCUUAGCCACUUAGGCAGCCCAUCUUUUUGUUUGUUUAUAUCUUAAAAUAAUAAUAAAUGGGUCUUUGAUUGGCAGCAAACA